This is a messenger RNA of Chilo suppressalis (striped riceborer), 1135 nucleotides long. The record is from the annotation of a GenBank genome assembly. Lineage: Eukaryota; Metazoa; Arthropoda; Insecta; Lepidoptera; Crambidae.
UAUCGAUACUUCUUUCGUGUCCCUAGUGUCGACAAGACAUUUGAUAAGAGCCGUGGAGCUCUUUUGUUAUUUGUAUCACACAAAUACCCAGCGUUUUACUGUGAGUAGUUGUGUUUUGUUAUCAGUAACGCUCGAGCGAGGGGGCCGGUCACCCAAUAAUAAGUACAGAUAAGAAAAUCGAGCAAUAAGAAGGCGUACCGCGCGACCGAGGUACUGAGUCGUUCAGAAUGCGUCUAAUAAUCCUGGAGGAUGCAGACGUGGUGGCGGAUUGGGCGGCGCGGUUUGUGAUGCAGCGCGUGACGCAGUUCGCGCCCGGCCCUCAGCGCCGCUUCGUGCUGGGCCUGCCCACUGGAGGCACGCCCCUCGGCAUGUACCGCAAGCUCAUACAGUUCUACAAGGAGGGCAAGAUCUCCUUCAAAUACGUCACCACCUUCAACAUGGACGAAUACGUAGGCCUGCCGCGCGACCACCCGGAGUCGUACCACUACUACAUGUGGAAUGAGUUCUUCAAGCACGUGGACAUCGACCCCGCGCAGGCGCACGUGCUGGACGGCAACGCGCCCGACCUCGUGGCGGAGUGCGCGCGCUUCGAGAGACUCAUACAAGACGCGGGCGGUGUGCAUCUCUUCAUAGGAGGCAUCGGUCCGGACGGGCACAUCGCGUUUAACGAGCCGGGCUCGUCGCUAGUGUCGCGCACGCGAGUCAAGACGCUCGCGUACGACACGCUCGAGGCCAACAAGCGGUUCUUCGGCAACGAUAUCUCCAAAGUGCCGCGUCAGGCGCUCACCGUCGGUGUCGGCACCGUCAUGGACGCCAAAGAGGUGAUGAUCCUGAUAACGGGCGGGCACAAGGCGCUGGCGCUGGCCAAGGCCGUAGAGGAGGGCGUCAACCACAUGUGGACCGUGUCGGCCUUCCAGCAGCACGCGCAGACUCUGUUCGUGUGCGACGAGAGCGCCACGCUCGAGCUGCGCGUCAAGACCGUCAAGUACUUCAAGAGUCUGAUGGGAGAACACAACAAACUGAUAGAGAUGGCGCCGCCGCACUGACACCACAUUCCAACACGUGUACGUUAUGUAUAGUCAAAUAAAUAUAUAAUUUUUGUACUAAAUAUGUAAAAGAUUUUAUGGUUUAAUAA